CAGGCCUCUCGCGUUCGCGACGUUCGCGUCAAAAAUGGCGGACAGCAGGAGGGGAAUAAGCUCUCCUCGGUCAUCUCCCUUCCAGUUCCAGCCUCCAGUCGACCCUCAAGACGAUGAACAGAUGCCGCCAGCCGCCGAAUACGAAGGAGAUGGUGCGUCUGGACGUGCGCAGACAGACAGUGGCAGCAAGCCAGCCAAGAAGCGACGAGUGAGGGAGAGUACGGACAACAACGGCGGCGUGCCGGACUAUCCCAGCGGCUCGGGCAACUGUGUGCCGUCUUCACAGCAGCAGCAGCAGUUCUACCUGACAGCAGCGCAGAAGAUCGACCUGCACACGCGCAACUACGUCGCCGAGUCUGAGGGCAAGGCGUACGAGAACGGGCUGGUGAUCCUCACGCGCAAGUUCUUCGCCCUCUUGGAGAUGUGCCCGGGACAGACGGUGGACCUCAACACGGCCGAGCAUGCACUCGAUGUGCAGCGUCGCCGCCUGUACGACAUCGUCAAUGUGCUCGAGGGCAUCGGCAUCAUCGAAAGGGUCGGCAGACACUCAUUCAGAUGCGCGUAAGCAAGCAAACAGAGAAGCAGACAGACAAGGACGGGAGGAGGCCAGUGAGAACGGCAUUCCAUCGUGUGUCAUAUCUAUGUCUGUGUGUGUGUCUGUCUUUCUUCCCUGGCUGGCUGCAGUAGGCGUCUUCCCUCUCUGUUGUCGUGCGGUGCCCAGAUGGAGUCUGAGCUGGCGGUGCUGCAGGCCGAGAACGACCAGCUGGACAGACAGCUCGCCGAGAUGGAGGCAUAUCAGGACAGAAAGUGGCAACUCGCCAAGGACCAAGGGUAAGUAAAUGGGAAGAAACACAGACAGAGAGGGGAGGGGAGGGGGCGGUCAUAUUGGGUUGAUAUGUGUGUGUGUGUGUGUCACACCAGGUUGUUGUACAUCAGUGGCGGUGACAUUCGUGACACCGUGGACUAUCGGGCCAAGACCAUCGCGCUCGUCCAUGCCCCCAAGGAUGCGUCGGUGGCCGUCGUCUGCGACGCACUCCCAGACAACGCCGUCCAGGUACACACACGCGAUACAAAACCACAGAGGGGCCCGUAUGUUCGUCGCUCUUGUGUGUGUGUGUGUGUGUGUGUGUCAGGACAUUCCUCGUUUCGUCCAGUUCAGCUCUCCGAGCGAGCGCAUCCACAUGACACACAUCAGCGGCAAACAGUACAGGGUCCGCUAACAGUCAUGGCUUCGUUCGUUCCCUCCUUGCUUCUGACUGAUCGAUCACAUGUCCGAUUCGAUUCAGCUGGUGGUUCACGACCCUUCGCAGAGCAGCAGCAGCACCCCCUUUCCGCCCGGGAUCUUCCCCUCGCCCAUCGAGCACCUGUGCGCCAUCCACGGCAUCAACGCAACGCCAUCACACAGGGGAGAAUCGCCCAUACCAGCCAUGCACGAGGGGGGAGCCGCAGCGGCAGCGGCAGCGGCAGCGGAGUCGCCACUCGCGUCAAUGCUGGCAGCAACAGGCAAGUGGGUGGAGGGGGGGACACACCAACGAAGGAACGGAAGCGACAGGCACACUGACUGUUGGUUGUGUUGUGUGGUGGCUGGCGUCUGGGACCAGGGUGUAUUCGGCAGCCGACGGACACGCGAGUCAAGAGGGACAGAAGCAGGAGUGCAGCACGGGCAGAAGGUAAGUACGUGCGUAUGUCAAUCGGUGUCAUUCGUCCAUUCCGAUCGCGUGAUGAGUGUUGUUCUUCCUCUCUGCGUUGGGGUGGGUGGAUUGGCGGAUGACUGGCUGCAGCGAUGGGCCUCCUCUCGGCGAUCAAGGAGGAGGCAAUGGAUGACGAUUAUUAUGAUCAAAGUAGCUACUAGCCGAAAGAUGUAGAUCCCGCUUUGUUGUGUGUGCUUCGUCCGUCGAGAGAGCAGGGGUGCAGUGCAGGGGCCCCCCAGCCAUUCAUCCAUCCAUCCCCUCAUGCGUGUGGCGAGCGGGUCAAGACAUCCAUGCACACAGGUGCACACGGCGAUCCAUCUGGCGAGUGGGCGGCGUGCAUGUGUGUGUGUGUGUGUGUUUGUUCGUGCGGUUGGAGGGAGGGAUUCACAGGUGUUCACGGACAGAUGAAUCGCUAAACCAAUGAACGUUCC
This is a messenger RNA of Vitrella brassicaformis, 2122 nucleotides long. Lineage: Eukaryota; Vitrellaceae. The record is from the annotation of a GenBank genome assembly.